ACCCAAAAACACAAGAACAAGAAGAACAAGUAGAACAAGAAGAACUUCAACCAUGAACAUGAACCAUCACCACCAAAUCUAUUCCUAUUCAACUGCACCCAAAGAUGACUCCCCUGAUCUCUUAAUCUCCAACACCUUCAAUACUCCUCUCCCACCUUCUUUCAAACAUCAUCCCUUCUCCUCCUCCUCUUCUUCAUCCUCUGAUUUCAUUGAUUCCUCUUUGAGGCAUUCUUUCAGUGCUGAAGACAUUCAGCUCAUGAAUGGCAUGCAAUCAUUGAGUGACAAUGGUGGCCAAGAUGGCAACGCCAUCUUCGGUAAAGUAGGCCGAUACAGCGCCGAAGAACGGAAAGAGAGGAUUGAAAGAUAUCGUAGCAAGCGUAACCAGAGGAAUUUCCAAAAGAAGAUCACUUAUGCAUGUAGGAAAACAUUAGCCGAUAGCCGGCCUCGAGUAAGAGGCCGGUUUGCAAGAAAUGGAGAGACGGAGACAGAGACAGAGGCCGAGACGGAGAGCAAUAUCGAUAAUGGUUAUGCUUAUGUCUAUGAUUAUGGUUAUGGUUAUGGAUAUGGUUCUUCUAGUGUGAAUUACGAUAAUGGAGAUGGCAAUGGUGAGUAUUUUUGGAGGCCGGAGAAUACAGUGGUGAAAGAAGAGAUCGAAACAGAUGAUCGUCGUCGAUAUGAUGAAGAUGAUAGCAUGUGGACAAGCUUUCUUGACGAGUUCUCCAUGAACCUUCCUUCCUAAAGAGAAAGCAUAAAGAUGUCAUGGUUGUAGUUGUAGUUUGAGAUCUUUUUUUCUCUGCUUUCUUGUGACAAGUUUGUUAUCUUUUUUUCACCGCAUGUUUUCCGUGAACAUCAAACUCAAGCUCUGAUACCAUAUUAGAUUUCGGCUUUUAGUUUAAAGGAGAGUGGUUUAAAAAACAGAAGAAUCAUAUGUAUUUACGAUUAUAUCUCUCCAUACUAAUUUGAUAAGAUUAUAAAAAAAAUUAAAAAGAAACAUAAACAAGUUUUCACCUAAUGUGAGUAAA
This is a messenger RNA of Dioscorea cayenensis subsp. rotundata (Guinea yam), 1022 nucleotides long. RefSeq names its product zinc finger protein CONSTANS-LIKE 5-like. Bases 53 to 739 code for a protein of 228 amino acids. Gene Ontology annotation, cellular component: nucleus. Gene Ontology annotation, molecular function: protein binding. Gene Ontology annotation, biological process: regulation of flower development. The record is from RefSeq and is a predicted model, not a curated record. Lineage: Eukaryota; Viridiplantae; Streptophyta; Magnoliopsida; Dioscoreales; Dioscoreaceae. The transcript has 3 exons.